CGAAUUACCAUCUCCUCCUCUCUCUCUCGUGGUGGUGUGAAAGCACGCAGUAGAGCCUGGAUUUUUUUACGCAAGCGCAAGUACGCAACGAGCAAGGAUAUCGUGCGAUCGCGGGGAAAUUUUGUACACGACAAUCAGGAUUACCGAUUUUUUUGGAAGGAUUAACAAAGUGCGGAAAAGUUGGAAAAUUGUUAUUUGAUUGUUUGGGGUUUUCUGUACCUACCGGAAGUGAAAGUACACAUGGUUUGAUCAACUUAGGAAGACGAGCCUAUCGAGUGUGUUGAUUCAUUGUCGAAGUGAUGGAAAAAAUGUUACGUACAAGAAUUGAGAUCACACUCAGUUCAAGUUGCUGACAAGUGAGUGAGCAAAUAAAUAUCUACCCGCGUUCGAUAGGAAAAAGCAACAGUGACAAGUGUUACCGCGAAAAAAAUUGUAUUUAUUUACCUUGGUGCCGUGGUGAUUAGUAAAGUGUGUUGCACGAUUUACGCGACCUGAAUCGCUCAUAAAUCCCACAUUAUUCACACUCAAGUGUUUUGGUUCAAAAUGUUCAACCUAGUGAGCGGCACCGGUGGGAGCAGCUGUUGCCAUCGAAGGAACUGUUUCGCAAAUCGAAAAAAGUUUUUCACAAUGCUGCUGAUCUUCCUACUGUACAUGGUGUCCCAGGUUCAGUCCUGCGGGCCCGGUCGGGGCAUCGGAGGUCCGCGAAGGACGCGCAAACUGCUGCCGCUGGUGUUUAAACAGCACGUUCCGAACGUUAGUGAAAACUCGCUGGGAGCGUCUGGCAUGCAGGAGGGCCCGAUCUCGCGGAACGACAGCAAAUUCCGCAGCUUGGAGACCAACUACAACAAGGAUAUCAUCUUCAAGGAUGAGGAAGGCACCGGGGCCGAUCGCGUCAUGACACAGCGAUGCAAGGAAAAGCUCAACAUCCUGGCGGUGUCGGUCAUGAACCAGUGGCCCGGCCUGCGGCUGAUGGUCACCGAGGGCUGGGACGAGGACCACAUGCACGCGCGGGAGUCGCUGCACUACGAGGGCCGUGCCGUGGACAUCAUGACCUCGGAUAAGGAUCGCUCCAAGAUCGGAAUGCUGGCGCGGCUAGCCGUCGAGGCGGGAUUCGACUGGGUGUUUUACGAAAGCCGCAACCACAUCCACUGUUCGGUUAAGUCAGAUUCUUCCCAAUCGAACCACGCCAGCGGAUGCUUCACCGGAGACAGCACGGUACAAACGAUCAAUGGAGAGCACCGGAAGCUCAGUGAGCUACAAAUUGGCGAGAAGGUUCUCAGCGUAGACAGUUCCGGACGCAUCGUGUACAGCGAAGUGAUGAUGUUCAUGGACCGUGACACUCACCAAAGCCGAGAAUUUGUGCACAUCGAAACCGACGGCGGGGCACAUCUCACGGUCACGCCCGCCCAUUUGGUCAUGGUGUGGCAAAAAGAGAUCGGUGAAUCUCGGUAUCUCUUUGCCGAUCGCAUCCAGGAGGGCGAUUACGUGCUGGUCAAUAUCGACAACAAUCUGGAACCCCGCAAGGUGCUCCGGAUAUCGGCCAAGCUGUCACAGGGAGUCUACGCACCGCUGACAAGCGAAGGCACCGUGCUGGUCGAUUCGAUAGCAGCCUCCUGCUACGCCCUCAUCGACAGCCAGUUGGUGGCACAUCUCAGCUUCCUGCCGUACCGGGUGGUGCAGAAAGUGAUGGAUCUGUUCAAAUUCAGCAGUCAAAGUCAUAGUUUAGGUUUGCCACGGCACGAAGGCAUCCAUUGGUACGCUAAAUCACUUUACUCUAUCAAAGACUACGUCCUUCCGACGGAUUGGUUAUAUCACUAGUAUGUGGCAUCCCCACCCCCAGAAGCAUAGUCGGUCAACUAGCCUGUACAUUUUGUAAAUUCAAUGGUUUCAAACUCCAAAAAACUGGAACAUCUCCAAUUGUCCAAGUCCAAGUAGAGAAUAUGUGUGAGAUCACUUAAAUUAUGUGCGCGAAUGCUAGAGUUACGUGAGCGAGAGAGAUAGAAUGUACCCCUAAAUGCAACAGGGGAAGGUAAAGUAAUCUUAUUUGCUUAGCAACCUUUGGAAUGUUUGUGAAACGCUCCUUGAUAUUUAAACGAAGAAAGCAAAAAUCUUGACAUGAAACAGUGGUUAAGUUUAAACCUUUUAUAUCUGCAACAAUGACUAGUUUGUGUAAGUAGGCCCAAUAUUAAAUAAUUUAUUCUAAUUUUAUUGUAUAAAGUUUUCUACUAAUUAAAUUGUAAAUCUUGAUCCAAAAAUCCGAUUGUUAAUAUUGUGUUGAGCAAAUUCGGCCAGUGAAUUAUUUGCAUUUGAACUGAAAUGCAAACCCCUCUGAACAAAGAAUGGGUUCUUAAGGAAAGACACAAGAGUGUAUUGACUUUGAACAUAGUAUUUAUUAAGUAGCCUUAUGUAACUACAAGAAAAGUGAUAUCUAAUUAUAAUUUUAAUAUAAUGAAACAAUAAUUUAUGAACCGAACCGAAACUCAAACACCCUCUAGAGCUUACCGACCACGUUUCACAAAAAAAAACUUGAAAUCUUUCAUUGAGAAAUAUUUCACCGAAAAGCUUGCUAAAUGUGGGCUUGGACGUUGCGACGAAACGCCACAGCAACAUGCAACAUAAUCGCACGUGUUCGCUUUGUAUGUUUGGUCAAAAGCUCAAUGGAAGCACACACACACAGAAGCGCAAACGCAACAUUCCCGGUCUUCGUUGAUCUAUAACAUAAUUGUUUGGAGGAAAAAUCUGCCAUGCUGGACAACGAAAUAUGUUAUGAUAUGUAAAUAUAGCUAAAUAUGGAAAACUACGCGCUGCAAAGUAGUGAGUUCAAAUAAUAAACUAAAUCAAAGUUGUUAUUCAAAGCCGAA
This is a messenger RNA of Culex quinquefasciatus (southern house mosquito), 2861 nucleotides long. RefSeq names its product protein hedgehog (gene hh). The transcript is spliced from 3 exons. Bases 544 to 1818 code for a protein of 424 amino acids. Gene Ontology annotation, molecular function: calcium ion binding; patched binding. Gene Ontology annotation, biological process: protein autoprocessing; multicellular organism development; regulation of gene expression. The record is from RefSeq and is a predicted model, not a curated record. Lineage: Eukaryota; Metazoa; Arthropoda; Insecta; Diptera; Culicidae.